Hippoglossus stenolepis (Pacific halibut) is the source of this 3212-nucleotide messenger RNA. RefSeq names its product histone-lysine N-methyltransferase PRDM9-like. Gene Ontology annotation, molecular function: histone methyltransferase activity; protein binding. The record is from RefSeq and is a predicted model, not a curated record. Gene Ontology annotation, cellular component: nucleus. The transcript is spliced from 7 exons. NCBI's taxonomy places the organism in Eukaryota, Metazoa, Chordata, Actinopteri, Pleuronectiformes, Pleuronectidae. Bases 159 to 2972 code for a protein of 937 amino acids.
UUAUUUUGGAAAAGAAAUGGAAAUGUGAGCCCUUACGCUGAAAGGGACAUGUAAUCACUACCGGGGGGAGCGUCCUCGGUUUUGUGGCGUUUAGCCUGAUUGAGCUAUUUAGCGAAACAACCCCCGGAACAGAGCCUCUGUGCAGAAAGGCUGCGCUCAUGUCGGGCAGGAGCGACGAGGUGGAGUGGGUCGAGACAACCGAGGAGGUGGUUGUGAUCGAGGAGUGUUUACCCCCUGAUGACAACACCCCAGCAGGCACAGGGAUUCCUGUUUUAGAUGCAGCAGAAGAACCAGUGCAGACGUUACUGGAAACUGUGGGGAAAGAGGAAACCACAGAGGCUGAUGAUGGCUUUUACUGUGAGGAGUGUCUCCCCCUCUUCCAGGACCAAAUCGAUCCCGCAAACAUUAACGGCCCGUCUUUUAUCCUCGACUUUCCCACGAGCGUGGGCGUCCCCCAGAGGGCCCUCCUCACUCUGCCCUAUGGGCUGAUGAUAGGCAGGUCCAGUAUUCCCUGGGCCGGCGUCGGGGUCAUGAAUCAUGGACCAUCGGUGUCUCCAGGAAUGCAUUUUGGACCAUUUGAGGGGGAAGUGACAACAAGUGAAAAUGCACUGGAAAGUGACUUUGCCUGGGAGAUUUACAAAGGAGAACAUGAGUUUGAGUACAUUGAUGCUGCCAGGGAAUCACACUCAAACUGGAUGAGGUACGUCAACUGUGCUCGUAACAAAGACGAGAGCAAUCUGCUGGCAGUUCCUUACAAGGGCAGCAUCCUGUACCACUGCUGUCGCACCAUACACCCUGGAGACGAGCUCACAGUGUGGCCCAGCGACAAGCUCCUCACCCUCUUCAGUGAAGCUUGGACCCAGAUGUGGCUUAUGAAGUUAAAUUCAGCAGAGAAUAAUACAAGUUCGACAUCUCAGAUCUUCUUGUGCCCCCACUGUCAGCUUUCCUUCACUACAGAGGCCUUUCUCCAGCGACACACAGAAUACUUCCACACACAGCCUGCAGGGGGCUGCGCGACACCUGCCGCUGAGGCUGCUGACCCUGAGAAUCCCAGUUCCGAUGCCGACCCCAGUCCCUCUGUAGCCUCCCUGGUGGUGCUAUCUGUCGAUCCCGUUGACUCCAAAACAUGUGAGGACUGCGGGAAGAUCUUCAAGCAGAUGCCUCACCUCAGGAGGCACAAACUUUGCGUCCACUCGAACAAGCGCCCCUACUGCUGCUCACAGUGCAGGCGGACAUUCAGCCAGGCAUCUGGCCUCAUCAGACACCAGCUGGUUCACAGGAAGCAGACUGCGCCAAAAGCUCCCGAUCAAAACGGUGAGAAAGAAGAGACCUUGACGAGGACGAGUUCAGAACUUUCUAAAUCUGCAGAUCCACCUGAAACUGAUGAAACAAAGGAAAUGAAUGUAAGUGAGAAUCUAGAAGAAGCUAUGGAUGUAACUGAAACUGAGAAUACGUCUGCAGCAGAGGCCGAAACGUCUCAGUCCAACUGUUCAGACUGUGGAAAGAGCUUCAGAAAUGACGCGUCCCUCAGAAAGCAUAAGAUGACUGUCCAUGAGAGGCUGCGUCCGUACGUCUGCACCGUGUGUCAGAAGUGCUUUGGCCAGUACCACGACCUGACCCGGCACCUGCGGCUUCACCAGAAACAAAAUGAAAGGAAAGAGGCGAAAAGUCAGUCUGCAGAGGAAACGACCACGUUGCCCUUUAGCUGUGCUGAGUGUUCCCUGACGUUCUCCUCGGUGGAUUCCCUUCAGCAGCACAUCAGUGAGCAGCACUCGGAAAAUACCACAGAGGAACUUCAAGACGAUGUCGAUAACGAUCAAAGCCAUGACGCUGACUUCAUUCCACCUCCCUCCGUGGCUGAAUCGGUUGAAGCAACCCAGAAACAGCCCUCUCAAAGGCCUCAGCGACUUGCAGCCAGAUCGAGGAUUUCUGACAUAACCAAGCUCAUCGCUCCAAAACGAAGGGCGGACGGCAGCAAGAAGACGCCGCCCGCCAGCGCUCAGCCCGAGAAGAGCUGCACUGAACCAGGAGCACCGACUGUCAGGAACGUGAAGUACAAGUGGUUCAGCUGCAACAGAUGCAAACGGACGUAUGGAAACCCAGAUGAUCUCAAAGCCCAUAAGUGCACAUUGAAGCCGCUCAAGUGUGGUCAGUGUGGGGCAACCUUUAACAAGUCUGGCUUCCUGAGACGACACGAGCAGACGGUGCACGCAAACGCAAAAUCGUACCGCUGCGACCGCUGCGAUAAGGUCUUCGCUACGCCCAGUAAACUGAAACAGCACCAGAAGAGCAACACAUGUAUGAAGUAUCACUGCACGUCUGAGCCCUUCUCCUGCUCCUUCUGCCAGUUCUCCUUCACCGUGAAGAGCUACCUCAUCAAACACAUCAAGCGGCACCACCCGGUGGAGUUUCUCUCUCAUUGCGAGUCGGACAACCUCAUGGAUCAGCUGGAGGAGGAGCAGGGGGAGAAGGAGUACACGUGCCCCCACUGCAGGAAGAGCUGCGCCAGCGCCAAAGCUCUCAAGUGCCACACGUGCUUUCAGCAGGUGAAGGUCCUGUACCUGUGCACCGACUGUGGAAAGGGCUUCACCAACCACUACAGUCUGAAGCAGCACCAGCGCAUCCACACGGGCGAGAAGCCGUACAGCUGCCCCCACUGCGACAAAAGCUUCUCGUACACGGGGCAGCUCAACGUGCACCUCAGGACCCACACGGGGGAGAAGCCGUACCUGUGCACCCACUGCGGAGAGAGCUUCCGGCAGUCGGGGGACCUGAAGCGGCACGAGAGGAAGCACACGGGCGUGAGGCCCCACAGCUGCCCCGAGUGCUGCAAGAGCUUCAGCCGCCCGCAGAGUCUGAAAGCUCAUCAGAUGCUCCACAUGGGACAGAAAAUGUUCAAAUGCACCCAGUGCGGAAAGAGCUUUUCAAGAAACUAUCACCUCAGGAGACACCACCAGAAGAUGCACAUGUAAUCAGGUCACACAGUUGGUUCAUAAUGAAGAGUUACAGAUGUUUGUUUAAUGUUCUGUACAUAUUAUUUAAACUCGAGUUUGUUUGAAGAUAAAUAAUUUCAUAUACAAGUAGGAUUCUCCAAUUCAAUUUAUUCUGUUGAUCGAGUCAAUCUGAAUAAAAGGAAGAUGCACAUUCACAUGAACAAAAUGCUCGUUUCACAAUGUCAACUUGCUUUGAAAUAAAAACCAUCUUGACCGUUA